This is a messenger RNA of Lotus japonicus, 1216 nucleotides long. RefSeq names its product NAP1-related protein 2-like. Gene Ontology annotation, molecular function: chromatin binding; histone binding. Gene Ontology annotation, cellular component: chromatin; nucleus. The transcript has 10 exons. Lineage: Eukaryota; Viridiplantae; Streptophyta; Magnoliopsida; Fabales; Fabaceae. The coding region runs from base 88 to 873 and encodes 261 amino acids. Gene Ontology annotation, biological process: nucleosome assembly. The record is from RefSeq and is a predicted model, not a curated record.
UAUUCACUUCACUAUCCCUCUGAACUCGUUCCAACCGAGACUGUGUUAGGGUUUUGCGCUGCGUGAACAACUUCAACAGCAACAACAAUGGUGGCCGACAAGACCAAGAAGCAGAAGGUUUCAGAAAAGAGCGAGAAUCCUGAGGAAAUUGACGGAGACCUUGUCCUCUCCAUCGAGAAGUUGCAGGAGAUUCAAGACGAGCUCGAAAAGAUCAAUGAGGAGGCUAGUGAUAAAGUUCUGGAAAUUGAGCAGAAGUACAAUGAGAUACGGAAGCCGGUGUAUGAUAAGCGUAGUGAUAUUAUCAAGGCUAUUCCUGAUUUCUGGUUGACUGCUUUUCUGAGCCAUCCUGCUCUUGGCGAACUUCUGAAUGAUGAAGAUCAGAAGAUAUUUAAGUAUUUGACUUCUCUUGAGGUUGAAGAUUAUAAGGAUGUCAAGUCAGGCUACUCAAUCACCUUCAAUUUCAAACCCAAUCCAUAUUUUGAGGAUGCUAAGCUUGUUAAGACUUUUACCUUCCUUGAAGAAGGAAUAACAAAGGUUACUGCUACACCCAUUAAGUGGAAAGAGGGCAAGGGAAUACCCAAUGGAGUUGCUCAUGAGAAGAAAGGAAACAAGCGGACUCCUGUUGAUGUCAGUUUCUUUACUUGGUUUGCUCACACUGAGCAGAAAGAUGAUAUGGAUGACAUUCAUGACGAGGUUGCAGAGUUGAUCAAAGAUGAUUUUUGGCCGAAUCCACUUACCUAUUUCAACAAUGAUGAGCCUGAUGAAGAGGAUGGUGAUGAGGAUGAAGCUGAUGAUGAGGGAAAGGAUGAGGAUGACUCUGAUGAGGAUGACGAGGACCAAGAUGAUGAUGAUGACGAGGAGGAGGAUGCCUAGGGAGAAGUUCAUUGUGACAAUCUUACCUUGUUUUCUUUUCUGGGUUAUAGGAAUAUCUAAGUGGUCGUUAGGGGAUGAUUAUAGACAUGAUCAAGCUUUCUGGUUAUCAACUUGUGUCAACAGGUGGAGCUACGAAAGCAAAUUUAUAGUUUUAUCUGUUAUGCACUUUCAGAUACUGAUACAUCGGUUUUAUUUAGUGGUCCUUUUGUCGUGGACUUAAGUAGUAAAAUUGCAAUGUUUAUUGUUGAUUGUAUAGCUGUUUGGUAUUGGUUAGCUUGUAGGUUUACCAUUGGAGGUAUUUUUCGAGUGAGCUAUGAUUAUAUUCAGCACCAUUCCUAUGCUA